AUGUAUUCGCCGAUGGGGUACACACUUAGCCUGCUCCUCUAUGGCCGCAAGAUUGCAAGAGAAAUAGGCAGCUGGCUGAUGGUGUCUUGGAGUAAGAAGGGUGACCUUAUGUACUUUAUGGGGAAGCCGAUUCCCAUGGACGACAUCUGGGGUAUGAUAGAUAAGAUGAUUACGGAUGUGGAAGACCUGUUAUGGAAUAAGCUGAUGUUUAAGGAAGGGGAUGAUAUUUGUUUUACGAUACCGCUAGCAGAUAUUAAAGACAAUUUGACACAGACGCAGCGGGGGAAGUUCUUUAUAUAUAGUAAUGGCUUAGCUGGGAAGGAGGGGGAGAUGCUCGAGGACCUUGUCUGUAGAAAGCGGAGGCAAGAGUUCCUAGAUAAAAACGGCUAG
Ilyonectria robusta is the source of this 390-nucleotide messenger RNA. RefSeq lists its product as uncharacterized. Lineage: Eukaryota; Fungi; Ascomycota; Sordariomycetes; Hypocreales; Nectriaceae. The transcript has a single exon. Bases 1 to 390 code for a protein of 129 amino acids. The record is from RefSeq and is a predicted model, not a curated record.